AAAGACGUGAAUCUGCUGUCUUCCCCAGAUAUCCAAUCCAUCACAUCAUAACAACCAUCCAACAGUAAACAAGUGCGAGCUCUGAUCAGUUCCUGCAUAUCCAGCCCUACCGAAAAGUUUGUCAACUCUAACUCGACGACGUGGUGAAGAUCGCAAACAUGAGCCAUACACCAUUACCCGGCGGGCUUAUCUCAUUCGGCUCCGAUGCCAACUGUACACUCGAAUUAUGUCCCCUCGAGUCGAGUAUACUACGAUACCAACCAAACGUUCCCGCUAAUGCCAUCUUCAUUGGAGUGUUCGGAUUGUCUAUGGCUCUUCAUAUCUUCCAAGGUAUCAAGAUGAAGACAUGGGGCUUCAUGGCGAGUAUGAUGGCAGGAUGUAUUCUCGAGAUUAUCGGUUACGUCGGACGACUUAUCAUCCACGAUAAUCCAUUUGACUUUAUUGGCUUUCUAUUGCAGAUCAUCAUGAUCACCAUUGCCCCCGUUUUCUUCUCUGCUGCCAUCUAUGUUCUUCUGUCCCAGGUCAUCAACUUCGUCGAUCCAAAUGUCUCUCGAUUCUCUCCCAAGUAUUUCUACUGGAUCUUCAUCCCUUCCGACAUUAUCUCCCUCAUCCUCCAAGCCGUCGGCGGUGCAGUCUCAGUCGUUUCCACAGCGAAAGACGACGUCAAGACUGGAGAGGACAUCUCCAUCGCUGGUCUUGUCUUCCAAGUCGUCACUCUAUUUUGUUUCGUUGGAUUGUUCAUCGACUACGUUAUCAGGGCUUCCAAGUCACCGGCCCGAUAUCGCCUUACCAAACCCAUUCUCACCUUCCUCUUUUUCCUUUUCCUUUCGACUAUCUUCAUCUUGAUUCGAUGUGGCUAUCGAAUUGCUGAGCUCAAUGGAGGAUACUUUAGUGCUAUCUUUCGAGACGAAGGUCUCUACAUCGCUCUUGAAUCUUGCAUGAUGUGCAUUGCUGUUCUUCUUCUGAACGCUGGCCACCCCGGAUAUGCUUUCAAGGAAACCCCCGAGUUUACCAAGGAAAUGGACCAGAUGGACCAAGACGACACUACCGUCUUUGGAGACUAAGUCUCAUCUUCUUCAGAACUUGUAAGAUGGAAAGUAAGAUGGAAAACAUGCUCGCCAGGACAAUGAGGUCCAGAAAGAAACUCCCCAACCAACUGGGGCGAGCUC
Fusarium oxysporum Fo47 is the source of this 1169-nucleotide messenger RNA. Its product is annotated as RTA1 like protein-domain-containing protein. The record is from RefSeq and is a predicted model, not a curated record. Gene Ontology annotation, cellular component: fungal-type vacuole; plasma membrane. Bases 159 to 1064 code for a protein of 301 amino acids. NCBI's taxonomy places the organism in Eukaryota, Fungi, Ascomycota, Sordariomycetes, Hypocreales, Nectriaceae. The transcript is spliced from 4 exons.